Molecule: messenger RNA, 705 nt
Organism: Suillus paluster
Lineage: Eukaryota; Fungi; Basidiomycota; Agaricomycetes; Boletales; Suillaceae
Exons: 4
Coding region: 1-705 (234 amino acids)
Source: RefSeq, a predicted model, not a curated record
AUGACUCAAAGGGAAAUAGGGUACGCACAGGUUCGGCUUAUUGUCCCGAAGAUGAUUGUUACUUCUUCGAUAUGGAUUUGGCUCUUGAUGAAGAAGGAAACAGUUGGCUUCCUUCUCUCAAGGUCUGACUAUGGGAAACUAGGUUUGGCUGCUGGGGAACAGUGGUCAAAGAAGGCUGCCAGUUUGUUUGUCUUCGAGGAGCAGGUCAAGUUCCCGUGGAUCGAGGUGACAGAAGACCACACUCACGCCCGCUGCAUCACCACACAAACUAUGCAACCCACAGCUAAUAUGAGACCACUCUCUUUAUCCGACAAGGACAAACUAGCUACUGCAUAUGGUUGCGCCCUCAGAGUGAUUACUACAUUGCUCGCACGGGCGGGCGUCUUCCUCGUUUCUCUGGGUGCUGACGGUCACGCCGGGGCAGUCAUACAGAUUGAGAACUGGGUCGAAAGUAUGGCAAACAGUCAGAAAGAUGAUCAGGCGGAUCAGGUGAAGAGUGAGCAAGGAGAAGAGGAUGACGUGACUUCACCUUAUACUCCACGGCGCAUCGCCAAACAAGGUACAAUCUCCGUGUCUGGGACCCUACCCCCGCCGCAGCUAGCCCCGCCGUGCCAUACGGAGUGUCUACACCACUGUCGGGGCUUCCACACGCUCCGCCUCACUUCACAUCGCUGUUUCGACAUGAAAUUCAAAACGCUCCUUUAG